AUGCUCGGCAGUCUGCUCGUCCUCAUGCUCGCUACACUGUGCACGUGCAACGAACACGAACACCGUACCCACAUGUGCUCAACGGAAGGCAACAUCUGCUCCGAGAACGCUGCUACCGUAUGCCGGAACAACACGUAAGUCUCUUUUGGCCCAUAAACGCCCUUUUUACGAGUUCCCCUUAUUUGCUCGUUUGUCGCCGAGCCAAAAAAGUGGGGAAGGGGGAAGAAAAGUGCAAAGUUGUCUCAAUUUUUGACUAAAUUGAUGCACUUUUCAUUCCAAUGCAAUUGCAACUUCAAUGAAUACAUGAAAGUGCGAGUUGAUUGAUAACGUGUGUAUAAGUCGGUCACACUGCUCUAUAGCUUGACUCAACAUGUACACGAAUUGGUGGGAAAGUAAAAGUGAGAAUCGAGUGCAUGCCACUCCACUCGCACGUAAAAUCAAAACCGUGACCAAAAAUGGACUCUGAGGGACUCAAGGACAAUUGGUUUGAAAAAGUCGAGGAAAUUUUAGUAUUAGUUUACGAAUGCGAAUUUGGCUAAUCUUUUUCGCCAUUCCUCUUCCGCACUUCUCCACUUAGUCAGCGCCCAAACAUUCUCUGUCUCUAAACAAAAAAGGCUUUGGCUCUCGCCGAAAAACUGCUGUUUUUUUUCUUUUCAGGGGUAAGAUGCGAGUUCCAGGAAAAUGAACAAUGUUCCGAGUUGUCAGUGCCCUUUCUCUUGUUUUUUUUUACUUUUUCUGGUUGAAAGUGAAAAAGGGAUGAGUGAUUGAGAUAGAUACUAGCACUUGUCAUGUCAAACUCGUCAUCGGCAUCAACUUGGCCCUGGGGCCUCUUCUAUUUGAUCUUGUACUCUUACAUAAUCGUCUGUGCACUGCGCACCAUUCAUCGGCGUCGCCAUUGUCCGGUGGAGCGAUUCCAUUCUUUGGGGUCCGACGCCUCACCGCGAAAAGAAAAGCGAAAACGUUGCCAACACUUUAGAAGAGGGUAGUGAAGUGCAAUUGGCGCCUACUUUUUCUUUUCCUUCCCACAGCUUCCGCCGCAAUUAGCUUCAACGGGGAUUUUUGAGAGCACCCUUCGCUUUUCUUCUCUUUUCUUUCCUGCUUUGUCCCACCGAGAAGAAGAGAAAGGAGACGAGAAAACACCUAGGAAUGGAGAUGUUGUCCCAUCGCUUCGCAUCGUCCCGGUUGUCAGUUGCCAGUAUUCGGGCGUCGGUUUGACACACAAAGUUAAUGUGCAAAACGAAACGAAAUGGCGAAAGCGAGGAGGAAUUUUACGCAUGAAUAAAACUAGGAAGGAAGCACAUGCGAGCAGUUAGGAAGCAUGUCAUGAAACAUUGAUCACUUCUGAGGCACAUACACGAACGCUUUUCCAGCCGUUUGCGUUCCCAUCGUUUACGAUGAAUCGUGAAUCGUAUAGACAAAGAAAGAAACCCAUCAUUUUGACUCGACUCUUUCCGUCUUUUUCUUUCUCUCUUUCUGUGCAGUCCGCCGCUCUCCCAAGGGCAUAUCAAAACGCGCGGUCCGGUCCCGAAGCCGAUCAUGAAUGAUAAUUCUUCGUCCUCUUUCCUUUUCUUUUCAACUCGGUGCCCAUUUGGGAGGGGGAGAAGAACCAACGAGGAGCGCGCACACUCUCAGUCACUCACCCACUAACCUCAUAUAUACGCUCACUUACUGAGGGGCCUCAAGGCGGUUUUCUCUUGGGACCGCUUUAAAAAUUGGGAUCUUCUGAUUUCGCAACUUCAUACGGUUGGGAUGAUGAGCUGCUUCUAGAACAAACAGAGAGUCCACGAUGUCAAGAAGCGUCUCCUUUCCGAAAUUCGGUAUCAAAUUACUCCUCCCCCUUCCCGACAUCAUCAUUUUUGUCCGCAUCCCGUGCCCGGGUAUCCGCAUGGCUAGCAACAGGUGUUAUUGAUACUACAAGGACGAUAUUUUGUGGGUGGAGAGCCGGCUGGCACGAUCGAGGUGACACAUGACGUCCAGGAGAAGUAGGAGAGGGGGGAUAUAUAACUUCAAUUAAUCUUUGACGAGAAAAAGUGUUGUUGGACAAGACGAGGGUCCGGUGUGUAUGUGUUCCAGAUGCAAAAUUGAUGUGUUCUCGUCAAAAACUCGAGUGGGAAUGGGGAAUCGAAACUUUGGCUGGUUCCAUGUUAUUCGCAGACUACCAUAACCCACUUUUAAGCAGCAAAAACCUCAUCGGUAUUCAGACUCGAGUGAAUGACUUUCGCUUUACAUAGCAGUCAUCUCGAAAACUUCAUAUCGCAUUCCGUAUAUGUCAUCAUAUUUUCAGCGGGGCCCAUUCAGUGACUCUCUUUAAUUGGCAGUCACCUCCCAUCCAUUAAUCGUAUUUUAAACUGAAUGAAUUGCGCUCUCUCCCUCUUCUCCUUUCCUUUCUGCUUUUAUUUUUGACUUUUCCUCCAUUCAUCACAAGAAAAAUGAGGAUUGGCACAAGCAGAAGCAGAGAAGGGAGUGGCUUUGAGGGGAAGGAAGAGGCAAAAAGUUAUAGUAAGGGGGUCGACGGCCCCGAAAUUAGUUUUGCUUUUCUUUUUCCCGUCUCGUGAAGACUUCAGCUGUAGGUAACAGUGGAAAUAGCUGAACAAACACCUGCCCAGAAUGAAAAAAUACGGAAAACUUCUAAUCUAAUUAGUAAUAAAAGUCGUGUACACAAAAAACAACUACAGUAACCCAUGGUCUCGCCAAAGAAGGGACUCUUAAUAGGGGCUCUCUUCGCAUCAAUCUUCUUAAUGAGAAGUUUUCUAAUGAAAGGCCAACGUAAUGGAAUUGGCCGUGGGUCCCUCUCACAUCCCAUUCGAUGUGCUUUCUAUUUCCACAUUAUAAAAGAAGACCGAUGACUUAUCCUCGUCCAUUACACCACCCACUUGUGCGGAGCAAUGCCUUUUCCUUUUUUCUUUUCACAAAAGAAGAUGCGGAAGAAUGGACUAUACAUAUAUGCAAAUAUUGGGAUCUCAAAACGUGAAAAUCAUCCUAAAUGUAUUUCAGGUGUGUCUCGGCGUGUUCACUACGUGGAAUGCAGGAAUGUGAAUGCGACGCUGAGGAGGAUAACUAUUGCUAUCUGUGUUGUGGCAGUUCGGAGCAUCAAUGCAUGGCGGCCCACCAUCACAACAUUCUACGGUUCGUUACGUGCCUUUCCCACGGGUAUCACUACUCUUUGAGGCUUCAUUAUUUGUUCAACUUUGUUAUUUAUAAAAGCCCGGGAACAUAAGGCACCAUCAGCUCGGGGGGUAUUCCAAAUUUUUAGACCAAACGGCGAGCGGUGGGAACGAGAAGCGUGCUCAAGGUGUCGAAUGCAUGGCGCCGAGUUGGAAGGUCUUCCGUGUGAUGACACUGAUUCCGCGAGAUUGUGUAUAAGUGAGUUUUGAUCAUUGACUUUUUUACGCAUCAAAAACAUUUUCUCAGGCGGACGUUGUUCAAACUCCGUUUGUCACACCAAAUUGCCCGGAUCAGUGUGUGAUCGAAAGUACGUUAUACAUUUUCCGCCCCCGGCAUUAGAAACUGAUCUGCUACUUUCAGAAUGGAGAAGCUGUGCGUGGAUAACACUUGUGAGAACCCUUGUGCACGGUAUGCGCCACAUUUGAUGGUAUGCGACUGCUCGUCAAUAGACCAAGACACCGGAUUCGCUUCUGAGGAUCGGUGUCAGUUAUGCUGUUAUGACUUUAACCUGGUGAGCUUGAAAACCGGACAAGAUUAGCAAGACCUGGGCAGUUUCAGAAGCCAACAAAUCGGCGAUGUCAGAACGCGUACCGCAAAUACAAAAUCAUGGACAUAUUCCAAAAGCCAAUUUGGCGAGUAGGAUUGGAGUGCGCCGGCGGCAAGGUGUGCAACAAGUACGGUGUCUGCUCAUCUUCUCAUAUCUCCUACGCCAUACCGUUGUUUCUUGUAAUCCUCUUUUCCCUGUGCUAG
This is a messenger RNA of Caenorhabditis sp. 36 PRJEB53466, 3915 nucleotides long. The record is from the annotation of a GenBank genome assembly. NCBI's taxonomy places the organism in Eukaryota, Metazoa, Nematoda, Chromadorea, Rhabditida, Rhabditidae.